UAUAUAUAUGAUCUUCAUAUAAGUCCAUGAACUGAUUUUUAAGCUCUAAGAUCCACACAUUCUCCCUCACUUUUCUUCCUCAUUAAUCCUUCUACACCGCUAUUCCUCCACAGUAUAUUUAUGGAUGAAACUAAGAGCAGACAGAAAAAAGGUCUGAUGAAGAAGACAUGGGAGCAAUUCAAAUCUUUUGGUCAUGGGAGGAUUUUAUCAAGAACCCAUCAUUCUUCUAUGAAAAGCAAGUCAAGGCCUGGCCACACAGCCUCUCUUGAAGGCGUGAAGAAGGGGCGGGUUGCUCCAGAGGGCUGCUUCUCAGUGUACGUUGGACAUGGGAAACAAAGGUUUGUGGUCAAAACUGAGUAUGCCAACCAUCCUCUAUUCAGAGCACUCCUAGAAGAGGCUGAGCUAGAAUAUGGGUACAACAAUGGAGGGCCUCUUGUGCUUCCAUGUAAAGUGGAAAUUUUUCUUAAGGUGUUACUGGAAAUGGACAGUUCUGAUGAGGUUCAUCAAGGGUGCAGCUUUGCUAGGAGCCCUAGCUCCUAUCGCCUCCUCGGCCCAUCUCGGAUGAUCACCAUGAAUCAUCUAUGAAUUUACCAGAUUCAGAGUUUGUUUUUAUUUAUUCUACUAAUUUAUAUGAGAACAAAGAUCUCUUCAACAAAGGUUUUUAAUAGGUUUCUCCAUUAA
This is a messenger RNA of Vitis vinifera (wine grape), 681 nucleotides long. RefSeq names its product auxin-responsive protein SAUR71. The transcript has a single exon. Lineage: Eukaryota; Viridiplantae; Streptophyta; Magnoliopsida; Vitales; Vitaceae. The record is from RefSeq and is a predicted model, not a curated record. Bases 121 to 585 code for a protein of 154 amino acids. Gene Ontology annotation, biological process: response to auxin.